Lathyrus oleraceus (garden pea) is the source of this 2272-nucleotide messenger RNA. RefSeq names its product regulator of nonsense transcripts UPF3. The record is from RefSeq and is a predicted model, not a curated record. The coding region runs from base 177 to 1778 and encodes 533 amino acids. Gene Ontology annotation, cellular component: nucleolus; cytoplasm. Gene Ontology annotation, biological process: positive regulation of translation; nuclear-transcribed mRNA catabolic process, nonsense-mediated decay. Lineage: Eukaryota; Viridiplantae; Streptophyta; Magnoliopsida; Fabales; Fabaceae. Gene Ontology annotation, molecular function: mRNA binding. The transcript is spliced from 14 exons.
AAUUUAAACCGUCGGAUUCUUAUCCCGCAAAUUAGACGGAGGCGGCCACAGCAGCAUCGCCGCAGACAAUCCCGACCGGUCUUAAAGAUUUGUUGAUGGGCCCAGUUUGUGUUGUGUUGAAAAAUACUAGUAAUAGAGAAGAAGUAAGGAAACAGAAAAUUUGGUGAUCGAAGAAGAUGAAGGUGCGUUCAGAAAGGGGAAAAACGAAAGUAGUUAUUCGCCAUUUGCCUCCUUCCCUCACUGAAUCUGAUCUCAUCCAACACAUCCAUAACCGCUUCGCUUCUCGCUACCGCUGGUUCGUUUUCCGUCCCGGUAACACCAGUCACAGGAAUCAAAGGUAUUCUAGAGCAUAUAUAGACUUCAAUUCUCCAGAUGAUGUUUUCGACUUUGCUGAGUUCUUCAAUGGACAUGUUUUUGUUAACGAGAAAGGUGUCCAACAUAAAGCAGUAGUUGAGUAUGCACCAUCUCUGCGUGUUCCAAAGCUGAGUACCAAAAAGGAUGGCCGUGACGGGACUAUAUAUAAAGAUCCAGACUAUCUUGAGUUCCUCAAACUCAUUGCGAAGCCUCAGGAACAUCUUCCUAGUGCAGAAAUACAACUGGAAAGAAAGGAAGCUGAGCAAGCUGGGGCUAGCAAGGAAGCACCUAUUGUAACACCCCUGAUGGAAUAUGUUCGUCAGAGACGUGCUGUUGACAGUGGUCCGCUGGUUUCAUCAGCAGCAACAAAAGUCGGCAGAAGAGCAAGAGCUGCUUUGCAUGGCAAGCCUGGCCCAGUUAAUACCAGACGAGGAUCCGAAAAGAAAAGGUAUGUUCAGAAGGACAAUGUCAAGAAUGUUAAUCGGAAAGACUCGAAAGACAAAUCAGCCUUUACUGUGGUCCCCAGGCAUGAAGAUCAGUCUGCUGAAUCAAGUAUAAAAGGAAUUUAUGAAAUUGAAUCUUUGCAUGGCAUUGAAGGUCCUGUCUCUGGAAUACCACUGACUUCUGACUCUGGAAAGAAAAAAAUCCUCCUUCUGAAAGGAAAACAACGGGAAGUUCCUAAAGCCACUGAAGGUGUGGUUAAACAGCAAAUUGCACAAUCUGCAAAUUCGGCCAUUUCAACUACUUCAAAACAGAACCAAAGGCGUGAAGCUGGUGGAAGAUUGAUUAGGAACAUACUUCUAAAUAAUGAUUCUCGUCAAAGUCAAUCCACAUCUGCUGGACAACAUAAGAUUCAAAUCUUAACUUCUGAGAAUGGGAAGCGACUACCUCGUCCUUUUGGUUCAAGGUCUGGAUUAAGUGAUCAAGUCUAUAGUCAUGAUGCUGGGCAAGUUACUUCUGAAGGGGAUUCUAAAAGGGAUUUGAGUGAGAAGUUCGUAAGAAGAGAUUUGCAUGGCUUGAGUAUUUCUGGUGAUAAAACAGAAAAACGUACUAGAAGGCCUGAUCGUGGUGUUUGGGCACCUCUUCGCCGUUCCGAUUCUUCACAUUCUGGUAAUGAGCUCUCAUCAUCCUCAGUGGCACAGCCUACACUGUCAAAUCCUGAAUCAGUUGAAGCAGGGGAAGUAAAAGAAAAUGUUUAUUCGGGAAACAGGAGUGGGGAAUUCUCAGCUUCUGCAGUUGGACGUAGUGGUCCAUCUGUUGAGAAUGGUUCACAAAGAAUUUUUACUCGCCGUGGGGCUCCCUAUAUAGUGAAGGAUGAUGGUACAGUCAUUUUGAGUGAAGGGAAACUUUCAAAGAAAGGUGUUGUUGGACCUAGUACUCAUGAGAAACAAGUUUGGGUUCAGAAAUCAUCUUCAGGGUCUUAAAAUAGUUGUGAUAAUGGAUACUCAGUCAGCGCAACAAUUCCUUGAAAAAUUGAGGGGAUUAUUCCUGCUACAUUGAGCUAGGGAUCCGUUUAGGAUAUAUCAUCCUCAACCAAUUCAGGUCAACAUGAGCCUAAGCGCCUUGUAAGAAAGAUGAUCCAGUUGUUGCCUGACGGAGCUUGCAGAAUUGAAGGAAUGCAAAAUCACAGAUCUCGUUGACAUGAUUAUUUACCGAAAACAGACCGACAUUGUUAACCAUGUUGAUGGGUUAGACCCUUGAAUGGUUUGUCUUUCUUAAUUGUUGAAUAUUUUGGUUUUGGCAAAUGUUUGUGUGUUUAACUGUAUAGUCUUGGUAUUUGCCAUGGGAUGGUAUGCUGGGAAGAGUGAAUCAUUUAGUCCAUUUCAUUGGACAUAUAUAUAGUUGAAUUGUGUACGAAUGACUUAUUACUUGAUUUUAACAUGCACAUGAUGUACAUGUUUUACAAAUUGAUUUUCAA